AUGGACAAUGCGGCAGGCGGUAUGGCCAGACAUCCUUUCCACGGACGUCGCCGUUUGCGUAUUGGAGCUUUAACUCUGGGAGCUUUUCUGACUAUGCAUUGUCGAAUCGCAGCCGCUGCGCUUACAGGCGGAUUUUUUGUUUUCAUGUUCUUCCUAAUACUGGCGGUGGCGUUGCUGGCAAAUCCUUUGCGCCACUUUGAGGUGUACCUCGGCCAGUGGAGCAUCAGUGGACCGGGGCGAGCUUUUCGAAUCAUACCAAUGUUAGACGGUAUCGGUAUAGCAAUAUGCAUUAACGCAAUUGUAAAGGCGAUCACGUGUUGCACUAUUGCGGCGAUAGCGGUACUGUAUGUUGUGCACUCUGUUAAAGAUGAUAAACUACCUUUUACACAUUGCAGAGAUUUCGAUUUAAAACCUUAUGACCCAGUUUUUAAAGACUUUAAAACUAUGUUAGCAAAGCCAAGGGCAGAAAUAGAGUCGAGGCUGACUACAGUUGGUUUUCAUGAUCGUGCUUGGCGAAACUAUACGUAUCAAAGUGAGAAAAUUGCUAGAAGGCGUAAACUGCAGCAAAUACCAACAUGUAAAGAAACAUAUAAUGGCAGUUAUCCCACGUGGUAUAAUACGCCAGCGUAUAAUUUUUUCUACGUAGAAAUCCUUUCGCUGCGAUCAGACUUCAGCUUCUCAAAAUUAAAUGUGCCCUUAGCGCUUUGUAUUAUUUUAAUUUGGGCUGUGCUCUGGGUCCUGAUGGUUAUAGAGCGUUUUAAUUAUGGAAGGAUGGUCUGGAAUAAUAUCCACGUAUGGCUGAUAGCUGUGCCUUGGUUAUGGGUCACACUAUUGUUGAUCACCGCAAUAGCAAAUGUAACUACCAUUAACAAAAGCUUUGGUAAAUACUUUCGAACUAGUACAAUGGAAGCAGUUGUUAUUUUAUCUGACGCUGUUGAAUGUGCCCUUUAUAUACAUUCGGCAAGUUCGGGCACUGAACUUAUUCACGGCAAAGGGUUGAACCAUUACGCGUCUGGGCAUAUAGACCCCCAUUUAAACAGUGAGAACGUGUUACACUCUGGUUUAAUGCUUUUGUUGACUGCUCUGCACACUGGCGCUGCGUCUCUCUGCGCGUUUGUUGACUGCGCGCAUGCGAAUUCAAAUCAUGUCUACAACAAGUAUGAGAGUACCUUGUGGAUUAUACCUUUAUAUUCAAAGUGUACAUUAGUUGGAAAUUAUAAACACCUCUUGUCAACUUUAUUGUUCAGUGGAUUAACGUUUUCUUAUAUGACGGCUGCCUUUAUAUUGUUGAAGACUGCUGUUCAUACAAUAUUUGAAUAUAGAGUAAAAUUAGUUUUCAGGGAGCAAGCCGUUAUUGCAGGGUUGAUGUUAUCUUGUAUGGCGUUAAGUCUAGUCUUAGCCACCAAUGGUGGCGUGGUGUUAUUGGAAAGCGUGGAUUCUAUUAUGUCCGGUUUGUCGAUGCCGUACGUGUGUCUGCUCGAGCUGGUGGGCUUGUUGUAUGUGUACCGCGGACAAGACUUUGUUUCCGAUGUACAUAUCGCCACAGAAGACAAUACAUGCUCCACAAGGAUCGGCACUCAGUGGCAAAUAAUACCUUUUAUCACAGUUGUCGUUCUUAUAUUGAAAAUGACCGUGUUCAAGCACUGCGAGCUGCCGAAACGUUUCAUGUAUAUGGCGCUAGCGCCGUUGGCGGCUGUUUUGAUUUCUGUGCCGGUGCGUGCUUGCUGCAAUGCAUACUCGUUCAUGCGACAAGUGUGGCUCCGAAGGAAGGGA
Iphiclides podalirius (scarce swallowtail) is the source of this 1773-nucleotide messenger RNA. Lineage: Eukaryota; Metazoa; Arthropoda; Insecta; Lepidoptera; Papilionidae. The record is from the annotation of a GenBank genome assembly.